Pseudoliparis swirei is the source of this 1967-nucleotide messenger RNA. It is a transcript of the gene lxn, whose product is annotated as latexin. The coding region runs from base 902 to 1753 and encodes 283 amino acids. The transcript is spliced from 7 exons. NCBI's taxonomy places the organism in Eukaryota, Metazoa, Chordata, Actinopteri, Perciformes, Liparidae. Gene Ontology annotation, molecular function: metalloendopeptidase inhibitor activity. The record is from RefSeq and is a predicted model, not a curated record.
UGUCUAAUUCAUCUAUUUUAGGAAAAGCAAGAAUCUAUAGUUUAUUAUCAGAUUCAUAAAUUUAACAGAGGUUCAUGUUCCAGCUUCUGAUACCUCUUUACACAACAUGGAGGUAGUGGGGAAUGUCGCUCCUCCUUUCUCAAACGACUGUCUCCGUGGUCGAGCAGGGUGGUCCUUCAAAUCAGAGGAUCGGCGGUUCGAUCCCCGGCUCCGCUACCCAAUGUCGUUGUAAGACACUUAGAACCAUUAAAAAAAAUUCUCAUUCAAGCUUUGCAACCACAAGCUAAAGUUGAGAUACCAGAAUAAACAUGGGUUGCGUCUCAUUAUCUCAGCCUGUGGUCGUUGAUCUCUGAACAGUAUUAUUACAAAACUGAGACGGUGGUGAAGGAGAGUUCUGGGUGUUUUCAGGACUCUCCUUUAUAACCUGGACUCUUAAACCGUGCAGGUUUUUGCAUCCUAACGGCCCAAAAUUGCCGGCGCAUGUUGAGUUUGGCUCCGUGAGCGUCCUGCUGCGUUUCUUUUGGCACACUGGACCAGGCGAGGCUGCAACCCGUCAAGCUCACACACUCAUCACCGCGACGCUAAUUGGAUAACUGCUCCUAAACUAAUCAGGUCUUGGCAUUAGGCUGUUGAAACAUUUAGGGGCUGACAGUUUAAGUGAGUUGCAUGAGAGCCAACGGAAAAACAGAACCAGAUAAAGUGGAGCAGUUUUGUUUAGAUAAGAGGGCGGAAAAAAAUAAACAGAUUGUACCAGGAAGACGGAACAAUCUGGACAACCUCUACUUUCUGCUCCCACCUCCUGUUGCAUAACUCCACACUGACAGGAGGGUCAUUUCCCUUCCUGCGCUCUUCCACUCAAGUGGUUUUCCCUUUUCUCUAGCAUCUGUGUUUUGCAGCUAUAAUGAGUCUGAGGAUCAUCGUUAUUCUGGCGGUGCUAACUGGGGUAACUGGGAGCCCCGGUGUGACCAUCAGGCCUGAAGCUGGCCCCGCGGACGUGACGGCUCAUCCCAACAGCGGAGCAGAGACGCUGGAGGACUCGGAGAUCUACGGACAGCAGGACGUGCCCGAGGAAGAGAAGGCUGAAGAGGAUGUGAUGGCGACUGGAGAGCUGAACCCCAGUCACUACCAAGCUCAGAGGGCAGCCAAAGUGGUCCAACACUACCUCAACACCCACUACGGCUCGCCAUUCAGGCUGUUUGGACUGCACAAGGUCAACAGUGGGAACGCAGAGGAUGUGGCAGACUCUGGAAGAAAGUAUCAGCUGGACAUCUCAGUGCAGGAGAUCAUCAGCAAUACGACAGUGAAAUGCUCUGCAGAGGUUUUCUUUCCGAGCGGAGACCGGCAGCGCUCGCCAGAGGUCCGGGCCUCGUGUGAGGAUCUCCUUAAAGCCAACCUGACGGCACAGGAGGAGGCUUUGUUCCACAAGUACAACAUGAACCAAAGCCUGCUGUCGGCACAGAAUCUCCCUGACAGCUACGGCCACAUCGAGCCCGACAACAAGCCUCUCUGGCACCUCGGCAUCGUGGCCUCCAGCUCCGUCAUGCUGAACGAAUCCACGGAGAACACUCUGUACAACAUGGCUCAGGUAGCCAACAUCACACAGCUGGCGACUGAGAACGAACCUCUGAAGUUUGACUGUCACGUACUGCUGCAUGAGAUGGUUUCUCAGGAAAUCGUCCACUGGAAGCUGCUGUUCACCUGGUCUCCUCCAGAGGGAGUCAGAGUGCUGCAGAUGGAACCGCUGCCUCACUGAAACCAUCAUGGGAAACCUCCCAACACAAACUGAACUGCUGACAUCAUCACAAUGCUAAAACAAAAACAGUGAUGCUCCCAUCUUGUAUUCAAAUAUUGGAGCAUAAAUGCUGCAUGAAAAAGGCCAUCAUAUAAUGAUGAUAUCCGGUUUUCGUGCUGCGUUUGUAGUACUUUUAGUCUUGUAUUUUAGUCAAAAUAAACUGCUUAUAGUUGUU